Medicago truncatula (barrel medic) is the source of this 1464-nucleotide messenger RNA. Its product is annotated as sirohydrochlorin ferrochelatase, chloroplastic. The record is from RefSeq and is a predicted model, not a curated record. Gene Ontology annotation, molecular function: lyase activity. The transcript is spliced from 7 exons. NCBI's taxonomy places the organism in Eukaryota, Viridiplantae, Streptophyta, Magnoliopsida, Fabales, Fabaceae. Bases 234 to 836 code for a protein of 200 amino acids.
AUUUUAGAUCAUAAGAGCCUUUUUCGGAUGGAAAUCGGAGGGUUAACAUCAAAAACUUUUUGACUCUUACUUUUAUUAUUUUAAUAAUAGUAACACUAAAGAUUAAACAUAUCCAAAACAUAGAACAAAAACUAAACGAACACUACACUCACUUUCACUUUUCAAUUUUCAUCAGGUGAAUUCUUUUGAUCAAGCACAACAACAAGAAGUGACUUUGACUUUCUGUGAUAACUAUGCUUGUGAACUCUCUCUCACUUCCUUCCAAUCUCUUCACAAGUUUCUCUGCAAGUGAUAUCAGAACAAAUCAAAGAUGGCCACCCUUGAAAUCAUCAAAUUCUCUCAGUUUUUCUUCAAAGUCAAGAUUUUUAUGUAAAAGCACUCAAAAUUCUUCAGGGGUUGGUCCUGAUGAUGCAGUGAUAAUUGUGGAUCACGGGUCACGUCGAAAAGAGUCCAAUCUCAUGCUUAAUGAAUUUGUGGAGAUGUAUAGACGUAAAACUGGAUACCAGAUUGUGGAGCCUGCUCAUAUGGAACUAGCAGAACCAUCAAUUGGAGAUGCUUUUCAAUCUUGCGUUCAGCAAGGUGCACACCGUAUUAUUAUCAGUCCCUUUUUCCUCGGUCCCGGAAGACAUUGGAGUCAGGAUAUACCUUCCUUGAGUGCAGAAGCAGCAAAGCAACACCCUGGUGUGUCAUACAUUGUUACUGCACCCCUUGGACUCCAUGAACUACUUGUGGAUGUUGUGAAUGAUAGGAUCAAUUAUUGCUUAAAGCAUGUAGCUGGAGAUGCAGAUGAGUGUUCAGUUUGUGCUGGGACUGGGAAGUGCAUACUUCAUCAAUAAUUUAUGAAACUGCAUAGUUUUGAAUGCCCUUCUAGGAGGUUGAUGAGGAUAACAUGAAGCUAAAAACCAAAGGAAUGUGUAAAUUUAUCGAGCUGCAGCUGUUCUGAGGCCAUGACUUUAAGAAGCAGAUCGGUUCUUGUAGAUAAACUUUUCUCGGAUUGAACUACCAGUUUCAUCCCUUAACUUGCGCACCCUAUUUCAUACACUGUGUAAACGAAAAUAAUAAGUAGUUUCUAACGCUUUGUCACACUAGUUCGGUAGUCCUUGGUUAUAUAUAACUAACCGGGCACAUUUAAUAAAAGAUUAUGGACUAAUAAGAUCGACAAACGUUAAGAGAUUACUAAUUAUUUUUAUUUAUUUGAGGGGUGAAGUAGGAGAGAAAGUGUUGGUUCUUGAACAAAAUUUGUGGCUUAGUCAUUUCUCCUGUCUUUGGAGUUUUUGCAAGAAGGAAUAAUUUUGUGUAUAAAAUGUUGGCUAUGCACAUGAAAUUGAUUGUUAAGUGAGUGCUCAAAAUGUUCUGUUUUGACUGCUUAAACAUAUGUAAAUUUAUUAAGAGUUCUUUUACUUGUAAGGUAAUUGUUGAAUACUUAUCUCAUGUAAUCUUCUAUAAACUAAAUGUUAAUUUAAA